AUGUCUCAAGCUGAAAUACUCGACAUGAAGACACAAACCUAUAUUGGGUGGGCUGUCACAGACAAGGAGUUUGAGGCCAUGCGAAAGAAGAAGUUAUCGAGCUCUCUCCUGAUUUCUAUUCGCUGGGUUAUUGUCCUGCAAGCCGCGAUACAAUUUGUGCCCAGCUCUCCAGAGAGAUGUACAACCCUCAUCGUCUUGAAUGACAUCCUAUGGCAAGUUGGUGCCUUGCAGACGUCUCUAUUUGCUGCAUGGCGCGUGUUUGCGCUCUGGGACCGCCGUGGGAGAUAUACGCUUUCACUACUCGUUUUUACUUUCGGCGUACUGCCUAUUGCGACAAACACCGUGCGCAUCCUCACACAUACGAGAUCUUCUCAGCAUAAACUGAUCGUUGGGCUGUUCAGUAUUUUCUCGUCCGCUCUGAUCUGGGAUACCAGGGCGCACCACUAUUUGUAUGUACGGCGGUUUUACGCUUUCCGAGCCGUCUGGGGUCGUUGUGCGUGA
Molecule: messenger RNA, 501 nt
Organism: Phanerochaete carnosa HHB-10118-sp
Lineage: Eukaryota; Fungi; Basidiomycota; Agaricomycetes; Polyporales; Phanerochaetaceae
Exons: 6
Coding region: 1-501 (166 amino acids)
Source: RefSeq, a predicted model, not a curated record